Messenger RNA from Trichoderma asperellum CBS 433.97, 2388 nucleotides. RefSeq lists its product as uncharacterized. Gene Ontology annotation, biological process: mitotic sister chromatid segregation; cell division. Gene Ontology annotation, cellular component: MIS12/MIND type complex. The record is from RefSeq and is a predicted model, not a curated record. NCBI's taxonomy places the organism in Eukaryota, Fungi, Ascomycota, Sordariomycetes, Hypocreales, Hypocreaceae.
GAACACCUUGGCGGUCUCUCGACGAACACGAUUUCCAUAUUCGCCCGGCAAAGACGGAGCAGCGCAUACGCAGCAUCGGUACAGGCUGGAUCCUACAGGUUUCGCAAUAUUUUGGCGGGGAAUUACCAGCGAUUGCGCCGCAGGUGGAUGCGGUGGACGACGAGCGAAACGCGCGCGGGCAUUUGACGCGACAAGGCUGAAAACCCCCGAUCUUCUACCGCCUCAUCAGCAAACGCAACACUUGCGAAUUUGACUCGACGGCGGUAGCUUUUUUUUUUUUUUUGCUGCUGGAUUUGGGCGCAGAAACCUACGAUCCGCGACGUCAGCCUGUCAAUCUCUCAUGCGAUCCACCAAGAGGAGCUUCCGAAGAAGCCAUCCAUGACGACUCUCAUUACCACGAUUCGACAGCCGCUGGAACUUCUUAGCAUGAAUGACCAGCCAGUGCGCCGAUCAAAGCGCCAGCCGGCCGCCGAAUACGAACAAGACGACGAUUUUCAGUUUGUGCGGAAAUCCAAAAAGGCAAAGACCGCCGAAGAGCCACCGCAGCCGGUAGCUCUUCCUGUAAGGAAGUCGGGAAGAGGGAGGCCACCAUCGGCAGCGACCGCCGCGGCGAGGGAACGGGCGGCGAGACAGUCAAUCCGUGGUGAUGAGGAGGAGGUGGAGCUAAUUGCGGCGGAGAAGGUUCCGAGGGCGACGACAACGGCAAAGAAGGCUUCCUCUUCACGGCGAAAAGCGGCGUCCAACGACGCGGUCCAUGAUGAACCACCUGCGAAGGUAUCGAAAAGAGGGACGAGAAAGAGUUCGCGACUAUCAAGCGACGAUGCAGCGCCAGAAGAGGAGCAGCAGCAGGCGCCUCCUCCGCCACGGACAAAUGGCUCGUCAAGCAGCCAGAGCCGUGGCAAGAAGACGGCAAAAUCAAAAGCACCGCCACCAGUAAUACAGGAGGAAGAGCUUGAGGAAGGCUUUUCGAUCGAGGCUUCGCCAGUGCACGAGACAUCGACUGAGCCUACUAAAAUUAAGCUGCCAAUGAGCGACACGCCCAUAAUCAAUCGCAAUAAAGAAAUGCGCAAGAAAGGGGGGACAGGCGGCAGUCGAAGAAGCAGCCUGGGAUCUCGUGGACGAAGAGCGAGUUCGUUAAUUGAGAGUGGACAAACGGCAAUUCCCCACCGUGAAGUCAGCACCACUGCGUUUUACAAGCAUAUCGAGGCGGAUUUGUUGGAGCCACGGCGGAUGAAGCAGCUGUUAAUAUGGUGUGGCGAGCGGGCACUAUCAGCUAAGCCGCGAGGGACCCUGAACUCUGGCGCAGUUCUUGGAGCUCGAGCGAUUCAAGAUCAGCUGCUUAAAGAUUUCUCGUCGAGAUCAGAGUUUUCAGAUUGGUUCAAUAGAGAAGAUAAGGCGCCUAAAGCACCAGUCAUUCUAAGACCUAAUCCUAGAAACAUUGAGCUGGACGAGAAGCUAGCAACCUUGCAGGCGAAAGUCAAGAGAUUACAAGAAGAAAAGAAAGCCUGGCUAGCAAUACGGAAACCACUGCCUGACCAGCCGCCUCUGUUCACGCCGCAAGAAAAAGAAGCAGAGACAAUAACACUGCCCGAUUUCGACUUGUUAGACCCCGAUGAAGGCCAAAUCAGAGGCUUCCUCGUCGAUGAAACCAAUACUUUUGCCAGCAUACGAUCACAGACGCAAGCACGGCUACGGCACAUCCAAUCGUCGCUCGAAUUCGAAGUCGAUCAGUUGACGGACAGCGUACAUAAGCUGGAACAGCGAGUCAAGGUGGCAGGCAAGGAAGCAGACAAAGUACUGAGCCUAAGCUCCGUGAGAUUACGAGAGCGGGAGGAAAGAGAGAGGAAGAGCGCAGGGACCAAAGAUAUGCCCAUACUGUUGGUAUUGAGGAGUUUGAGCAGCAUAUUACCUGAAGGAGGGGGAUGAUGAUUUGCCAAAGUUUGAAACAAGGAAAAAAACAACAACAACAAAUGAAGAAGGCGAAAAGAAAGACUACAUUUUUUUUCUAAUACUUUCUUCUUGGCUCCCCUCCUCAUAAAAUGCUCUUAUGUCUUCACUCAUGAUACCCUCCUAUCUAUUCCUCAGCUCUUACAAGAGGAACGCAAAUACGGACUCCGUUUUUUCUUUUUCAUUUUUUUAACGAGACAUACUGAUGACGAGACGAGACGGCGAGGCGCUCGGGUUUGAUUUGAUGCAUUUUCCGGCCUCUUUUUACUUCCCAACAAUCUUUUUUCUUCUUCUUCUUCUUCUUCUUUCUUCUCUCUCUUCUCUCUUUGGUGUGGUCUAGGUUGCUUUUGAUUGGGAGGAGGCUUAGUAGUUUAAUCAAGUCAUUUGGUUCUUUUCUUGUUUUUAUGCGUGCUAGAUUGGCGGGCGGCUUUUAUCUUUUUU